Molecule: messenger RNA, 8685 nt
Organism: Acanthopagrus latus (yellowfin seabream)
Lineage: Eukaryota; Metazoa; Chordata; Actinopteri; Spariformes; Sparidae
Gene: gjd1b
Product: gap junction delta-2 protein
Exons: 3
Coding region: 1001-1921 (306 amino acids)
Biological process (GO): cell communication
Cellular component (GO): connexin complex
Source: RefSeq, a predicted model, not a curated record
CAGAGAGAGAGAGACGGAGGCAGGUGGAGGGUGCAGGCAGAGAGAGAGAGAAACCAAGUAGGGAGGAAAAAAACAAGAUGAAGGGAAGAGAAGAAAGGAGAGCUGCCUCUCGUAAACCACGCUGACAGAAACGCAGAGAGAGAGAGGGGGGCAGAGAGGACAAGGAGGACUGAAGAAACCAACGACUCUUGCACGGUUUUCGAGCAGAGGGGAGGAGGAGGAGGAGGAGGAGGAGAGCGAUGCUUCAGUCCAGCGCUGCUUAAACCAAACCAGAGGAGAAGGAGAGGAGCAACAGAGAGGAGGAGAAGGAAUCCAUCGAAAAUUAGCAAGAAAGAGAGGGCAGAGGGAGAGGAGAAAGAGGAAGAAACAAAGAGGAUGGAGGUGCAGAGAACGAGCAGAGACACAGAUCCCUGGUUACUCAGGCUCACAUGAGUGUAUGGACCUGAGCCCGCCCAGAGUUACUACAAGAUGCUGUCAAAGAACCAGUGUGUGAGGGCGGAGUGUUAGUGUGUGAGUAAUGGAUUUCUGUUUGCACAAACUAUGGCUGCUCCUCGAAGCUCAGUAGAAGUAGAUGAGCGCUGGUGGCACUGUGUGCUGGACCAGGUGUGAGUGUGUGUGUGUGUGUGUGUGUGUGUGUGUCGGUGAGGGAACAUAUGAGAGACCAGCUGUUUAGGAGGUAAAUAGGGUCAGUUGCACCCAGAGGUGGGAAUCAAAGAGAGAGGUGGCAAGACGAGCUCACCUGAGCAGGUGCAUGGACAGAGAAUCUCACACACACACACGAACGAGAGGGUGGGCGUGUGUGCGGCUAGCACAAAGGCAAGCUUCAGCUCGACCAACUCAGGACGAGCCACCCAAAGCCACUCCCUACCUCAUCUACACCCAACAAGUGGACUUGACGUUUCAGAAAAAAAGGGACUGAAACACUAGCAUUGGUUCCCCGCUGACUGAGAAGCCCCCCACCUGAUUUCCUGUGCCCAGUGGAUGCCUCCAAACUCCAGCCAUGGGAGAAUGGACCAUCCUAGAGCGCCUCCUGGAGGCUGCCGUGCAGCAGCACUCUACUAUGAUUGGAAGGAUCCUGCUAACAGUAGUGGUGAUCUUCCGUAUCCUGAUCGUCGCGAUUGUCGGAGAGACGGUGUACGAGGAUGAGCAGACCAUGUUCAUCUGCAACACCCUGCAGCCAGGCUGCAACCAGGCCUGCUACGACAAGGCCUUCCCCAUCUCCCACAUUCGCUACUGGGUGUUCCAGAUCAUACUGGUGUGCACGCCCAGCCUCUGCUUCAUCACCUACUCCGUCCACCAGUCGGCCAAGCAGAAAGACCGGCGCUACUCCUUUCUGUAUCCCAUAAUGGAAAGGGACUACGGCGGGCGGGACGGAGCACGAAAGCUCCGCAACAUUAAUGGAAUUCUAGUUCAACAUGGCGGUGAUGGCGGAGGAGGGAAGGAAGAACCCGACUGUCUGGAGGUGAAGGAGAUCCCCAAUGCCCCUCGAGGCCUAACCCACGGGAAGAGUUCCAAGGUUCGCCGGCAAGAAGGGAUCUCCCGCUUUUACAUCAUUCAGGUGGUGUUCAGAAACGCGCUGGAGAUUGGCUUCUUGGCGGGCCAAUACUUCCUUUAUGGCUUUAGUGUGCCUGGGAUUUUCGAGUGUGACCGCUACCCGUGUCUGAAAGAGGUGGAGUGCUACGUGUCUCGCCCGACGGAAAAAACGGUUUUCCUGGUGUUCAUGUUUGCUGUAAGCGGCAUCUGCGUUGUGCUCAACCUGGCCGAGCUCAACCACCUGGGCUGGCGCAAGAUCAAGGCGGCCAUCAGGGGCGUCCAGGCCCGCAGGAAGUCUAUCUGCGAGAUCAGGAAGAAGGACAUGGCGCAUCUGUCCCAGCCCCCAAACCUGGGACGCACACAGUCCAGCGAGUCAGCCUACGUCUGAUGAUGAAGAGAGGAAAAAGAGGAGGAGUGGGAUGAAUGUGCAAGAGAGAGAGUGAAUUAAUUAUGAUUUUAAUUUAACGAAGACGGCGUGGAGGUCGGGAAGAUGACCCCUUCUCUGUGAUGAUGGAAUGAAACAGAAUGUAAAAAGACCAAACCUCCGGCUCUAUGACUUGAACUCAAAGUCAUUAAAAGAGCAGAGGAAGAAGACAAUUAAAAAGAAUAUAGAGAGAAUAAAAGAGGACAAAAAGAUUUUGUUCCGCACAUGAACAUGAUGCACAAAUUUUGGUCUCACGGGGGGAUAUUCCAACUGCCAUUUUAUACUUUUGACCUUUUUUUUUUAAACUAAAGACCUUCUCCUCUGCUCCUCAUUUCUUUUAAAGUGAGGAAUUAAAUCCUCAAGAGGCUGAAGAGGCAAAGACUAGAGAUGAGAGGAAGAGGGGAAGGGAGCUGGGAACAGUUGAGAGGCUGUUUUGUAUUCAUUGGGGAUAUUGGAAGAUGACAGCGGCGUUUGAUGCAUCCCAUGGUGCUUUACUUCUGGACUGCGUCAGCCUCAAUGAAAACGGGAGGACAGGAUGGUGGAUGGGACGAGGAGGAUGAGCAGCGGCAACAUCAUUAAAGAGAGGAACGGAAGAACUGUCAGAGCCAUGACGGACUAUUGAGAACGAAGGUGAGCGCGUGAGAGCGAGAGAGGAGGUGGGAGACAUCACGCUCUGGAAAAAAAAACAACAACAAAAAAACCCAACGACAUACCAGAGGGAGGGAGAGCGAGAGCGUUUGUCUCUCCUGCAUCAGAGACUUGAGUUAGACCAAAGCCAAGAGUGAAAAAGCUGCCUCUGAGCAGUGUCACCCUCGCCUCUGCUGGAACAUCGUCAGGAGCCAAAACCACGAGGAAAAGACUGACGAUGUUUAUGUUUUGUCUCUUGGCAAAAGAUGAUUUUAACACAAACACGGCGCGUACCAUAAACACUUUUUUUUCUUUCCUCUCCCCGAUCUCUCGCUCUCUCCACUCAACGGUUGGCAGCUAUAUAGACCCCAGGGGCUUCGGAUGACAGUAAUGACCCUUGCUGCAGUCCCUCUGCAUAAACUUAGGAGAGGAACUAAUGAACAAAUGGACAAACAGUGUGUAAACGUCAGUCUCUCCUGAAGCACAAACCAAACUUCCCUCCUCUCAGCAUUCCGGUGCGCUGAGAGAAGAAGGAGAGACAGAAAGAGAGGAAAGGAGAGGAGAGGAGAGGAGAGGAGAGGAGAGGAGAGGAGAGGAGAGGAGAGGAGAGGAGAGGAUGGGAACGGGAGCUUGUAGAGGAGAGGAACAGAUCACUUUAUUACAAAUUUUAUAAAAAAAAAAAUAUAUCACCAUGAUUUUAAAUUUUUUUUGAGAAAGCGAUGGUGCCAUCCUUGAGAUAUUGAAUUAUUGUUGGAAAGUUAUAUAGAGUAUAUCAUGGUAAUAUUAUUUAUCCAUUUAGAAUAUAUCCAAAUAGAUUUAUUUAUCUUUGCGAGCGGGUUGGUUGGGAUAUCAUGUUGCUGUUUUUUUUAAUGUAUAAACUGUCUGUCUUUUUUUCAUUUAUGUUUAGUUGAAAGCAUUUUUCACUGAUGGAACUGAUUGAUUACAUGUAGGGGGUGGGAAGGGACAAGUUUGUGAGCUUUGUUUUAAAACGCAUCGAAGCUGCGCAGCUGCUCAGGAAACCUUAAUCGCAAUUGGUACUUAAUUGCAUUCAAAAUGUAGAACAACGCAGCUGUUGAAAACGCAACAUCUUUGUGUGUUUUCUACAGAGAGCCUUGGUUUUUCUUCAAACUCAGCUGCACAGCUUCAGGCGAUGUUUGGCCUGUGAGCCAUUUUGAAAAAAGGCAUGUUUACAUGACGCAAUGUUUCUUGAAUGAUCAAGCUAUGUAACCAGUGAGUAGUAACUCUCUAGGGACAGUUGUGUUUUUGAAUCUCAGUGGUUUUCAUUUAGCAUUUCUUUCCUGACUGGAUUUCAACAUGCAUGCCUUGUAAGAGAAAAGAAUGACACGAAAGAAAAAGACAAAGAUGACAGAGAGUGUUGCACCUUGAUUAAUGCAGACGAGUGGGAGAGUGGCAGACUGAAGGAAGCUAUUUUGGGAUGAAGGCUGUGUCAUUGGACACACGCAUACACAGACAGACACACGCAUACACACACACACACACGCACACGCACAUACACACACACACACACACACACACACACACACACACACACACACACACACACACACACAGAGGAGCAUUGUUUAUAAUAGGGAGCUAUCACACUGUGAGCCUGUGAAACCAGAUAUAGAGACAAUUCAGUGGACGAGAUGUGGCAUCUUUUAAAAUAAAAUGUAGUUAUUUAACUGGCAUGAAUACACACACACACAGGAAUACACUGAGCCAGUAUAGUGUUGUCCAUGGAGACACAAGCCCUAACUCCAAUUUUGUGUAUUUAAAUCCAUUCUUGCUCACUGAUCAUGUUACAAAUACCAAAAAAUUGGAGUGUUUAGGUACAGUGACAAUGUCACUUAUCAGCUAACUGAGGAAAAUAAUCCACAAAUGCAACUUGCAAGCCCGGUCUCAACAUGCUGUAGCAUGUCGCUGCUCGAUGGUUUAGCCCUAUCCUGUAGAUGUGUCAACUGAGAACCUUUUAUACCACUGCAAACUAAAUGGCCUUAUGUAGCUUAACACUGCCACAUUCGGGUGUUCAAUUCUUACAGGAGCCACACAUUCACUACCAGAUACCAGAUUCCAGCAACGGUAUGUUUCUUCUGCCAUAAGACUGCAGCAUUAUCGGCUGCACAUGUGAAGAAAUGUGUAAAAACUUUUGUAAUUUAACUCUUUGUUGUUUCCACCUUCCUUCAACUUGCCUUAUUUGCUAGUAGUGAUUUCCUACAUUUCCCAAAAUGCCUUUGGAUAAACUCCUUGGUCAUAAAAGGAUUUUUUUUUACACACUAUUCAAAGCCUCAAAUGUGCCCACAUAGUAAGCUGUUGUUAAGCAGUACUUAACAUUUAAGAAAAAUUAAGAAAAUCAAUAUCAAUAUCAAUAUUCCUGAUUGCAAAUACACUGAGCAUCAGCCAGAACAGCAGGUCUGGGAGCAGCAGCAACAGCUGAUGUUGAAGAAGGAAUCCCCAUAACUCUCUGUUCCUCCAUUCACUCCCACUUUCAUAAUCUCUGUGACUCUUACAGGUGAUUAUCCCCAGAUUUAGACUCCUCUGAGGAUCUCUGUGGGGCUCAAUGGGAUCGGUGCAGACUACUGUACGCACAAGGAAGGACAAGGGCUUUGACAAGGCAUGCCAGAAUGCCUAAUAAUAGAGGCUGAGUGAUGGUUUCCCCUCACUUACUGAGACCUUGUGGUUCUAGCAAAGGCUUAAACAUUGACCUUGAGCUUAAAGGCCAAGCCAAUGUCCUGUGCUGUACGCAGCUCCUGCUGGACAGACCCUGUGCAGUACAGCGCUCCUGUAAUCUCCACAGAGCACAGGUCAAUGCUGGUGUGAGGCCUAUUUUUGGUGGUUGGUCGAUGCAAACAUGUUAAACAGACAUUCAUUCAAGGAAAAACCUGCCAAUCUGACUUUGAAAAUAGCAGUUUGAUUUCGGCUUCCUCCUCUUAGGUUCUGCUCCUAUGUCUGGUUUCAUUCAGGUCAGAAACACACACACACAGUUUGAGGAUGUAGAGGGCCAUAAAUGUGUCCUGGGUUUCUUUGGUUUACAUCUAUCCAGCAUUCAUUAGUUACUCAUGACUCCAGAAGUCACACAGUCCAUGGGUAUACCAUUUUCCAAAGUAUAAGCAGGCCCCAGUUCUUCCAACAGUCCACUACUCUCCACAGUCUCCACAGUCUACGUUUAUAUUUGUCAAUGUGAAAUGAAUUAUGCAACUUUUUUUUUUUUUCUCAUUUGCUUAUCUUUUUGACUUGUGGAUUCAUUUUGUUGUCUGUUGCUCUUUUUGUGCAGUGACAUAUCAAAAAAGAAAGAUGUUUUUUCUAUGUAAAGGAACAAAAGAACUUUUUUUUUCAAUGUGUAAAAUCAAGGGUAGAAUGUUGAAAUAUAAGACUAGCAGAAAAAAAUAUAUUUCCUCCCUUGCCAAAGUGAUAUGCAAAAUUUCAUUAAUUUUCAAAGAUUUUUUAAACUGCAUGUGUAAUGGCUAGAAUAAGCAUGUUUCUAUGUUUUCUUCAACAGAAUCUUAAAAGAAAGACUUUUUUUUAGUCCAAACUGUGGAGCGAAGCUAUCAUGUCUUGAUGCCAAGUGUGUAUAUUCAUUACCCAGUUCCUCAGACAGUACAGAGCCAGGAAGACAAUACCAACUCAGUGAUUUUAAAACUUCCUAUUCCAGGUUAUCAGUCUCAAAUUUAGCUCCCAAAAGAUUCUGAAAACACGACGUACAGUAAAUCCUCUACUUUAAGAAAUUUGCACAUGAAUAUAUACCUUUACAAUCUGUCGCGGAGGAUGUUUUGAUUUAUACGCCAGUAAAACACAGGGUAAACAGGAAUAUAAGCAUACAGGUUAAAAACUGGCACCAUAAGAUGUCAGACGCCACAACAUUCCAGGGUCUAGUCCCCAGCACAAUGUGUAAUUAACCUGCAAUUUACAGCCUUUUAAUGUGUUAAAUAUGAUUAAAUCCUCAGUGAAGCUCUGUAUGGACAACUUAUUGGGGUACAGUACACUGACAGCAGACUCAGGAAAGAAAACAAUGCUGAUCUUUUACAACAAUCUUUUCUAGUAAAAAUGCUGUUUACGACAUUAACACACACAAACGCUUUUAUAGAAAUGAUAUUAAACAUGUCAGCAUACUGUCAGACCCAGUCACCAGUAUAAAUGUUGGCAGUGUACGUUGACGUCUGCAAGGUUAAAUGUGCUUAUGGUCCGGUUGGGUUAAAGCAUACUGUGCCGACGUCUCCUUAAACAUAUCCAGUUGUUUCACGCUUACAAAUGUUGAAACGCAGGCUUGAACAGCAGUCACUGGCUUGGCAGCCCUCUUGGGUAGAUCCCACCUCCUGACGUGAAAGUCGGCUCGAAGAUGUUGACUGUGAACGUAUCACGAGACAAAGUGUAUGAAUUUUGACUGAUGCAUACGACACGUACAAAUUUGAACGUGUCCAUAGUUUACAGAAAUGUAAACUUCCAACAUCUUCUGGUGUCUGACCUGAACUUUCCAUUUACCAUCUUAUCUUGUACUGUAAAGGCCACCCAAGAAAAUUGUCUUGAAGUCUGAUUAUUUACCUCUUGGUGCUAUUGAGGUUGGACUUGUUACCAAAAACGUUAAUUAAGAUACAUUCCCUUGUCCUCAGCACACUACUGCCCCACAUACCACAUGUCAUGUAGCAAUGCAGAUCUCCUUAAAAAAAACCCAUAAAAACUAGCUGUUACUCCUGACUGUUACUAACAAAUGGGCAACAAAAGCCCACAGCAGGUACUGAUAUCAUGUUCAUGAAACUCUCCACAUUGUACUGCAGAACAGUAGCAAACAAUUUGAUUCCUCAGGAAAGCAGCAUGUAAAUGAGCUGUUUCAUUCAUUAACACAGAGUUCACUCAACUGCUACAUUACUCUCUGAAUCGCUGCCGACAGAACCUUAGAUUAAUUUAGUAAUUACCUUAUGUAGCCAACGCUAAGGGCUGGUUGGUCACCCUUGAACAAGUUGCCCUGUAUCUGGUAUACAUUCAAGGGUUUCUUACUUAAAACAAACUAAAAAGCCAUAGAUUUAAAAAAAGAAGAAAAAUGUUGAACUUGACGCUGUGCAUUACUUUGAAUACAACGUGCACUAAUAGGCCAAGGUUAAUCACAUCCAUAUGUAGUCAAUUAGGCGAUCAUUUUUGCAUUUAAAUGGAAAAUUAGUCAUCUUGUUUCCGAUGAAAAAGCAAGGGUUUUUACUGUGUUUAAUUGAAUGAGAAAAUGGAAGUUAUAAAGCUCCUUUCAUCCAGAUGUUCAGCUUCAAUUUUCAUUUCAUUCUGAAAUCAAACGCUCCCUCCUCCCCGCCUCCAGCCCUGUCUGAUACUGGUGCUGCUGUCCUGCGGGCUGGAUUAUAACAAUUUCAGGGUUCAGAGAAGGACCUCUCAACCUCUCACUAAUCCGUCAUGAUAUCAAUCGUGAUUACUUCAUCUAAUUACACUGAGUGGCAGAUACAGGCAGACUGGAAUUUGAACAUCCGGAUUUGACCAAACAGCCCCCCUGUGCAUCUCUCUCUCACCGGCUCUGCAAACACCUACUGGCAGCAGGGCUGCAGAUGUGAUUCACCAAGUUUUAAUUGUAAAAAGAGAUGAUUAACACGUGGGGCAGAGGAAGAGCAUAUGUCAGGUCCGCCUCUAAACUUUCCACGUCUCCUCACAGACCAGUUCCUCAUGGCCAGGCCCCAGUUAACCCUUAUGUCAUGAUGUGCGUCUGUAAACUGUGUGAGGAGCUACAGUUACAACGAGAGGGAUGAAACCUGAAUGGUCAUUUGUCAGGGGAGUGGGGGAGCAAUGUCAUGUUUAGCCAAUAUUUGGCAUCCUAUUGUGGUAAUCAGCAUCUAAGGGAACAGAAAGGGAAAAUAGUUAAUUACCUUAACCCUAGAAACUUGUCAUUCUUGAGCAUAGCUUCUACUGUGACAUCUGUCUGGAUGUAAAAGCAUGGAAUGAAAACAGGAACGAUGAAAACACUCAAACACACUUCACACUUUGUAACCUUCAUCUAAAAAUCUGUCGUUUCCAGCCGCAGAUUUUAUGGUGUACCUGACGGACCUUCGCUGAAGGUCCACUGUAUAUUUCUGACUGGUGUACUGUAUGUAAAGACUGAAUAAAACCUUGAA